Messenger RNA from Leopardus geoffroyi (Geoffroy's cat), 2693 nucleotides. Its product is annotated as zinc finger protein 79-like. The record is from RefSeq and is a predicted model, not a curated record. The coding region runs from base 729 to 1985 and encodes 418 amino acids. Gene Ontology annotation, biological process: negative regulation of transcription by RNA polymerase II. The transcript is spliced from 2 exons. Lineage: Eukaryota; Metazoa; Chordata; Mammalia; Carnivora; Felidae. Gene Ontology annotation, molecular function: DNA-binding transcription repressor activity, RNA polymerase II-specific.
UCUCCUGGAAUUUCUUACUGCACAGACUAGAACUUCUAGGAGAGUAUCGUCGUAGACUCAGUGUUGGUGUCUUGCUAUUGCUUGAACCAGACUCACUAAACGUCUGGUGUUCGGCACAAUAUAAGCCAGUGGUUUCUGUGUAUAUAUCUUCCUCUGCCUGCGGGAUGCCACACUCUGUGAUAUGCUGAGCAUGGCAUUCCCAAUGCCUAACACUUCCAUGUGUAACACCUCAUGACCCAGUGACAUUCCAGGACGUGGCUGUAGAAUUCACCCAGGAGGAGUGGGAGCAUCUGGGCACCACUCAGAGGGCACUGUACCAAGAGGUCAUGCUGGAGAACUAUAGGAGCCUGGCUUCCCUGGUUAAGAGUGGCCCUGGGCCCACCAUCUGCACUGGCCUGGGGGGCAGCACCAGGCAGCACCCUGGGAAGGACAGGGGACACAGUUGUCAUCUGCUCAGGUUGUCUGCCUAGCUGAUGGGAAGAGGGGAGAUAUUAAGUAAUUUAAAUGAUAAGUGAUUUUUUAUAUUAAAUAAACAGAUAUAAUAGAUUAUAAUGACAAUAUGUAUGAUUUUAAAAGAUGCAACAGAGACUAGAAAGGGGUUUUGGACUCUCAGAGGCACAGUCUACUAACAAUCCUUGAAGGCCUGUUGUGCACCAACUCUGCCAAUAUGAGUUCGUGGAUGAGGAGUGUGUUCUCUCUUCUCUAUCCAGACCUGAGGCCUCUGAACCAUGGAGCCAUAUUUUGAUGUUCAGAGGACACAGACCCAGGGCAUUUCUACUGUGUAUCCUCUGCGUGGUAGGAAGCAAGAGGCUGAGGCUGCCCCCACUCCCACCCUGGCGUCACCCAUCUUUCAUGCUGCAAAGGUCCUGAAGACAGGGAAAAGGGGGCAGGGCCCUGGGCACACACUUGUCACUGGCCCCAACACCUGUGCAUCCUAUCUUUCUCGGGCAGGGUACCAGGAUUUCAAACCUGAUGUGAUCUCCCAGUUGGAGCAAGGCGAAUCGCCAUGGAUGCUGUGGAGGGACAUUCCUAGGGACCCCUCUCCAGGCCAAAAGACCAGAUAUAGAACUGCAGAGUCAAAUCUGAAGCAAGUAAUUUCUGAAGAAUUUUCCCAGGGCAUGAUAAUCAAUAAAAGUAAAAGAAAUAGAAUCUGUUACUCCACCAGAGAAGUCCCAGAAUUGCUUGGCUGUUUAGAAAGCCAUCCAGGGCAGAUGGCAUUUACCCAUAAGAAAAUCCUGACUCAGGAGACCAUUCGUGAAGAUAAUGGAUUUGAAUUUAGACAGCAAUCAAACUUUGUUAUUCAAAGUACAAUUCCUUCAGGGAAAGCAAUGUGUAAAGAUGACAGUUACAACAGUAUCUUUUCACAUAACCUAGAUCUAAGUAAUCAUCAGAGAAUCUACACAAGUGAAAAGCCAUACAAACGUGAUCAAUGUGGGAAAUACAUUAGCUGUGGUUUGGAUCUCGCUCAAAACCAGGGUAGUCAUAUUUUAUUAGAUAUCAGAAAUUUGGUGCUAGAGAAAAGCCCUUCAAAUGCAGAGAUUGUGAUAAAUCUUUUAGCAGGGGAACACACCUUAUACAACAUGAAAGAUGUCACACAGGAGAGCGACCAUGAGUGUAGUGUAUGUGGGAAGUUGUUCAGCUGGGACUCAUCUCUUAUUCUACAUCAGAGAACCCAUACUGGAGAAAAACGCUAUGAGUGUAGUGAAUGUGGAAAGGCUUUCAGCCAAAGUACAUGCCUCACACAACAUCAGAGGAUUCAUACAGGAGAGAAACCUUAUGAAUGCAAUCAGUGUGGGAAGGCCUUUAGCCAAAGUUCACAUCUAACUCUGCAUCAGAAAACUCAUACUGGGGAGAAACCCUAUGAGUGUAAUCAGUGUGGCAAAACCUUUAUUCAGAGCAUUCAACUUACUCUGCAUCUAAGAACUCAUUCUGGAGAGAAACCUUAUGAAUGUACCGAACGUGGUAACACCUAUAGUCAUAGCUAAUCCCUAAUGCAACACAAGAGGAUUCAUACUGGAGAAAAACCCUUUGAAUGUAAAGAAUGUGGAAAAGCCUUUACCCAGAGCAUUCAGCUUACUUUACAUCUGAGAACACAUACUGGAGAAAAACCCUAUGAAUGUACUGAAUGUGGCAAAGCCUAUAGUCAUAGGUCAUCCCUUAUUCAAAUAAGAGGAUCCAUACUGGAGAAAAACCCUUUGAAUGUAAUGAAUGCAGGAAAGCUUUCUGAUGGAACACACAUCUUACUCAACACCAGAGAAUUCAUACUGGAGAGAAACCCUAUAAAUGCAAAAAAUGUGACAAAUCUUUCAGCAGAAGUACACACCUUAAUCAACAUCAAAGAAUUCAUACUGAAGAGAAACCCUACAAGUGUAAUGAGUGUGGGAAAACCUUUGGUCAGAGUGCAUAUCUGACUCAACACCAGAGGAUGCAUACUGGGGAAAACCCCUAUCAAUGUAAGGAAUGUGGAAAGGCCUUCACUGUAAAUGCAUAUCUUGCUCAACAUCAAAGGAUUCAUAAGAGAAAGGAACCUUUAUUAUGUGCCAAUCACAAAGAAAUUCUGACUGGAGAGAAAUUCAGCAAAUGUUUUUAAUGUGGGAAAUAUUUCAGCAUAAACACAGGUGUUCCUCAACUUGAAUAUAUAUAUAUAUAUAUAUAUAUAUAUAUAUAUAUAUAUAUAUAUAUAUAUAUUUAUU